GUCUAGUGCACUGCACUCUCCUCGGCGUAGGAGUGAAAGGUGGGGUAAGUAGGGACCUGGACUCCCUAGUUUAGACAUCACCGAGCGACGGAUGGACAGCCAGUCAGACCCGUCACGGCACUCGCUCGAGUACCCACAAACCUCGGGAAAAGCCAAUUCGAAAACGCCCAAGACUUGUCCACGUAGUUGGAUGAUCCAUAAGAAGAGACAGAGGAGAGAAUAAUUACAAGGAGGAAGAAGAGGACGGAAGAUUGAAGCUUCAAGCGUUUUCGUCGUGAUUCAAUUUUAUUAGAAAAAUAUUUUUUUUCCAUAUCUCGUCACUUGCGCGAUUGUUCAGUGACGAAUUGACUGAGUGCUUGUAAUUUGAAAAUCCAAAAAAAAAAACAGUUUUUUCGUGAGGAACCCCACAUUGACAAGGACACAAUUGUUUCGUGUGUUUAAUAUCGACUGAGGGCCGGACAAGUUUUUUUAUUGACAAAACAGUGCCGUGAAAAUUUGUAAAAGUGUCGAAAUAUAUGUCAAUGUUUGCAAAAAUGUCAGAAAAGCUAAAGUGACGGUAUUAAAAAAAAAAUUAUUUACAAAAUUUUUGACUAUCUUUUUUUGACAUUCAGAAAAAAUGAGCGUGACGUUAGUAACCAUGGAUUCUGCGUACGGUCUACGACUAGGGGUUGGAAAUCAUCAUCGUAGAGUAUGCUCACCCUCUUCGCCGGAGAGUCAUGUGUCACCACCCCAAGAUAAUCAAGAAAACAGCGACACACCCUUAAGAUUCAGUGUGGUGAACAUUCUGAGACCUGAUUUUGGCAGGGAAGCAAUUCUCAGUACGAAAGCAAAAACGACAAAGCCUACCUUACCGACAGCACAUCAAAGACUGUCACUUCCGGUACAAAUUUCUCAACACAGUCCGCUUCAAAUUCCGCGGGAUCUGAGUCUCUCGUCCACAAGACUUUCGCCCCAAUUGUCAUCCACUUCGAAUUUUUCCCUCCAUCGCGAGAGGGAUGGCCUUUCGUCCCACUGCGGUUUAACAUCCCCAAUUCAAAGACACACCCUCAGCAGAAGCGGAAGUCUGGAGAGCUUAGCGAGCAACAGAAGCUCCCUUACCGGAAGUUCAAUCACUGGUGCACCAUCCCUAUCAUCAGCAGCGUCCACAAUAGGCGGCGACUCCAUCAGCGGUGACAGUACACACAGCAGCACAAAUGGAACCGGAAGUGGCACAAGUAAUUCGAGCACGGCACAAAGUCUCUGGCCAGCUUGGGUCUACUGCACCAGAUAUUCAGACAGGCCAUCUUCUGGCCCGAGAACUAGACGCGUAAAGCGCGUUCACAGCAACGAAAAACCCACUAGCCCAGAAGACAAACGGCCUAGGACGGCCUUCAGCGCUGAGCAGUUGGCAAGACUGAAGCGUGAAUUUGCCGAGAAUCGUUACUUGACCGAAAGACGGAGGCAGCAACUGUCACGCGAUCUUGGAUUGAACGAGGCGCAAAUAAAGAUUUGGUUUCAGAACAAGAGAGCCAAGAUCAAGAAAGCAAGUGGACAGAAGAAUCCAUUGGCACUUCAGUUAAUGGCACAGGGCCUUUACAAUCAUUCUACAGUUCCCGUAGACGAGGACGGCGAAGAGAUUGUCGACGACACGUCUUAGUAAGGUUAACACUAUUUCCCAUACACAAAUCUUUACUCGUACGAUCCUCCCGUUAGUAAUAAUAAUCUCGUAUGAUAUUCUCGAAACAGUAUACAAGAUCCACGAAUAUUUCCUACUCCUUUUAUCAAAAUGGCGACUCGCACCUAUCGCACUGUAUUAUUUAUUUCAAGAAUCGCAUCAGGGUUCUAAAUACGAUACGUUUCGAAAUUCACUGCCGGUACUACGAGUAUCUAUGCAUCUUUUUUCAUCGACAUGCAAUAGAGUGAGACGCAGUCACGCUCACAGUGAAUUUCUUUAUUAUAUUCGGUAAAUACGUAACCGUAGAAUCCUGUAGAUUCGCAGAUCUAUCAGCCAGAAAUAAUUCCCAUUGAUUAUACACGGUGUAGACUGAUGUCGAUUAUUUAUUGGCAGAGUGCGUACGUUACGAGUCGGCAUUAUGGUCGAGUCAGUUCCGAUUAACAGUUAAGUUAUUUAUUUACUUUGUAUAUAGUACUGUACAUAGUGCUAGAUUUAUCUGAAAAGAAAGAAAAAGAAAGAGGGGGAGAGAGAGAGAGAAAGAGGCAGCAAUCCAACUUGCAUAUGUAAGAUACAAGGUUUAUGUAUAUAUAUAUAGAGAAAGAUUAUAUAUAGAGAUAUACAAAUAUACCUGAUAUAUAGCUUAGGCCUAUGAAUGAAUGUAUAUGAUUAUACGAUUACGAAAGGAUCUCAUAUGUACAUAGAUACUCGACUUGCAUAUGUUAUAUUACAUAGGAAUCGCAUAAUCCUGUCCCAGUGUCUUGUUACGCUCAUAGCCAUGUAAUCAACAUACAUAAUUCUACCUGCGAUUAAA
This is a messenger RNA of Cephus cinctus (wheat stem sawfly), 2465 nucleotides long. RefSeq names its product homeobox protein engrailed-1a-like. Bases 617 to 1636 code for a protein of 339 amino acids. The record is from RefSeq and is a predicted model, not a curated record. The transcript is spliced from 2 exons. Gene Ontology annotation, cellular component: nucleus. NCBI's taxonomy places the organism in Eukaryota, Metazoa, Arthropoda, Insecta, Hymenoptera, Cephidae. Gene Ontology annotation, biological process: neuron differentiation; multicellular organism development; regulation of transcription by RNA polymerase II. Gene Ontology annotation, molecular function: RNA polymerase II cis-regulatory region sequence-specific DNA binding; DNA-binding transcription factor activity, RNA polymerase II-specific.